CGACGAUCUAAACGGCGUGUCGUUGGUGUGAGAAAGACGGAGGAGGAGGAGGUGUCUUGCGACGCAGAAAUCCAUCUUGAAAAGAAGUGAAGAUCAGCUGAACCUUCUGUUAAAUAAUUCACGCUGCUGCGAUAAGCAAACGCCGUCGUCGAUGUAUUUGGCUGAAAUUUAUAACAAAGACAGCUUUAAACCCCACCAAGAACCUCUCUCUCUUACAAAUUCCAAACAUGGCCCUCGACCUUGAUUCUUUUCUGGGUUCGCACCUGUCCAGCGACGACAACGACGACGACGAAGACGACAGUGCCCUCAAUUCAGUUCCCCACCGUACUGUCGACGAAAUUCUCAACGACUCCGAUUCUUCCACGUCAUCGUCUCCCCCUCCAUCCCCACCCUCUACUCUCCACCGUCUCUCCCUUGAUCCCAGACCUCAAUCCUCCAACGACGCCGUUUCGGUUUCUUCCUUGAAACUCUCGUCGCAGCCUCCGGUUGAUGACGGCACUCGCCAAUCUACUGAUGGGCAUAAAACGACCCAAUUGGACGAAAGGCUGGUUCGACCGAGACCCAGUUCGUUUACUCGGUUUAAGUCCGGUGACUUUUCCGACGAUCCAUCCCGGCGGCCUUCGAGGCCCUUUCCUUCGUUAUUUGGAGGUGUCAGAUCCAAUGCGAAGCCUGGGGCGGCGCUCGCGGCGGCAGUGGCGGCCUCGAGGUCCAUGCCGACCCCACAUGCCGCUGCGAUUAAGUCGAGGAUGAGUGCAGGGAGUGAGCGUUUGCAGAAAGUUCUAGACGGUGGCGAAUUGAGUUCCACUGCUGGUUAUGACUUAGAGACCGCUUCUGAUGAAUUGGGUUCUAAUUCAAACGGUGAUUUGAAUGCAGUUGGUUCGGAAGUCAGUCAGUCCGAUGAAAAGUUACUGGACGAUAGCAAUAAUGAUGAGAAAGCUGGUGAUUUGCAAACUGCUGCGAACGCUGGUGAUGGGUUUUUGGGAAGAGAUGUUAGUUCUGAGAUUUCCCAUGAGAGCGGUGGAGAUUUUUGUAAUAAAGAAAUCAAGAACGAAGCAGAACACGCUUCCAAACUCGAUAAGAAAAUGGUUGAUGAUGUCGCCGAAGAGUUUUUGGGUGCUAAUGCGACACCGCAGAUUUCUACUUCGUCGGAUGUGAGAGAGGAUAUCAAUUUUGUUGAGAAGUCUUCUAUUUCAAAUACAGACGAUGUUGAGAAUACAAAUGCUGGGCCUAGUGCAUCAGUGAUGGAUAAAAAUUCGAUUCUUUUGGAUGCCCAUGAUAGCAAUGGAGGAGGUUCUUUUUCUUCUUUGCAUGACGCUGAUGAUAAUGAAAAGGUUGAUAAUGAAAACAUUGCAACCUUGGAGUCAGAAACAGGAAAUGCAGGGAAUAGCAUUCAGUCUUCGGGAGAUAAUGAUGAGGGGGUUGAUGGCUAUGAUGCUAGUUCAUUGAGUGAUAUUAAUGAACUUGUGGAAGAGAGAAUUGGGCAAUUGGAAAGCAGGAGGAUUAAUAGAAAAGAGGAAAAGAAGUCACGGUCCCCCAUGAAGCCACUGGAAUUAGCUGAAGAACUAGAGAAGAAACAUGCUUCUUCUGGUUUGCACUGGGAAGAGGGCGCUGCUGCUCAACCAAUGAGGCUUGAGGGCGUUCGGAGGGGGUCUUCAACGUUGGGAUACUUUGAUACUGAUGUCAAUAAUACCAUUACGCGAACCCUUUCAUCUCACGCAUUCAAGCGUGAUCACGGUUCACCUCAUGCCUUAGUUGUUCAUUCUAAUUAUAUUGCAGUAGGAAUGUCAAGAGGGACCAUUGUAGUUGUCCCCAGCAAAUAUUCUGCGCAUAAUGUUGACAACAUGGAUUCGAAGAUGCUAAUUCUAGGAUUGCAAGGGGAACGGUCUUAUGCUGCUGUAACUUCUAUGUGCUUUAAUCAGCAAGCGGACCUUCUUUUGGCUGGUUAUGGUGAUGGUCAUAUUACAGUUUGGGAUAUGCAGAAGGCAUCCGUGGCAAAAGUUAUUACUGGAGAACAUACAGCACCAGUAGUACAUACAUUGUUUCUAGGACAAGAUUCUCAGGUUACGCGUCAAUUCAAGGCAGUAACUGGCGACUGUAAAGGUCUGGUUCUGUUGCAUUCUAUCUCGGUGGUUCCCUUGCUUAAUAGGUUCUCGAUCAAAACACAGUGCCUUCUUGAUGGACAAAGAACGGGCACAGUGCUAUCGGCUUCCCCACUCCUUUUUGACGAAUUUAGUGGAGGUGCUUCUCUUUCUUCUCAAGGAAGUGCCAUGGGUUCAGCUAGCAGCAUUGGAGGCAUGAUGGGGGGUGUAGUAGGGGGAGAAGCAGGUUGGAAACUCUUUAACGAAGGUUCUUCUUUGGUUGAAGAAGGUGUUGUCGUAUUUGCCACACAGCAACAUGUUCUGGUGGUGAGACUUACACCAACUUUGGAAGUCUAUUCACAAUUUCCUAAACCAAAUGGGAUUCGGGAUGGUUCCAUUCCCUACACUGCUUGGAAAUGCACAACAGAAUCUCAAAGUUUGCCUACUGAAAAUAUGCCUACUGAAGCUUUGGAGAAAGUUUCUCUGCUCGCAGUUGCUUGGGAUCGGAAAGUCCAGGUAGCAAAGUUGGUCAAAUCAGAGCUAAAAAUGUAUGGCAAAUGGUCUCUUGACAGUGCAGCCAUAGGUGUGGCUUGGUUGGAUGAUCAGAUGCUGGUGGUUCUGACAGUUACUGGUCAACUGUGCUUGUUUGCAAAGGAUGGUACUCUAAUUCACCAAACAAGUUUUGCUGUAGAUGGUUCUGUAGGGGAUGAUCUUGUUGCUUAUCACACUCACUUUAUUAAUAUGUAUGGAAACCCUGAAAAAGCUUAUCACAAUUGCUUAGCCAAAAGGGGAGCUUCUAUAUAUAUUCUUGGACCAAUGCAUCUUAUUGUGUCCCGCCUUCUCCCUUGGAAGGAAAGGAUUCAAGUUUUACGGAGAGCGGGUGAUUGGAUGGGUGCCUUGAACAUGGCAAUGACGAUUUAUGAUGGCCAAGCUCAUGGCGUUAUUGACCUUCCUAGAACCUUAGAUGCUGUACAAGAAGCCAUCAUGCCCUAUCUGGUUGAGUUGCUUCUCUCAUAUGUGGAGGAAGUAUUUUCCUACAUUUCAGUGGCAUUCUGCAAUCAAAUAGGAAAAAAGGAUCAACUGGAUGAUCCAAUCAGAAAUAACACUUCUGUGCACAGUGAAAUAAAAGAACAAUACACCCGUGUUGGUGGGGUUGCAGUUGAAUUUUGUGUCCAUAUUAAAAGAACUGAUAUUCUUUUUGAUGAAAUUUUUCCCAAGUUUGUUGCUGUUGAACAAAGAGACACAUUUUUGGAGUUGUUGGAGCCAUAUAUAUUGAGAGACAUGCUUGGUUCUUUACCUCCAGAGAUCAUGCAAGCACUGGUAGAGCACUAUAGCUGCAAAGGAUGGUUACAACGAGUUGAGCAAUGUGUCCUUCACAUGGAUAUUUCUUCCUUGGAUUUCGACCAGGUUGUCAGGUUAUGCCGGGAGCAUGGUUUAUAUGGUGCCCUGGUGUAUCUCUUUAAUAAAGGAUUAGAUGAUUUCAGGGCACCUCUGGAGGAACUCUUGGUAGUCUUAAGAAAUAGUCAAAGUGAAAAUGCUGCUGCCAUUGGGUACAGGAUGCUAGUUUAUCUGAAGUACUGCUUUUCAGGCCUUGCUUUUCCACCAGGACAAGGAACACUUUCUCCUUCACGUUUACCAUCUCUUAGAAGAGAACUUAUGCAGUGUUUGUUGGAGGAUUCAAAUGCCCUUAAUUCAACAGCAGUUUCAACUUUGUCACUUAGAGCACCAUAUCUGAACCUGUAUUCUCUCUUAGAGUUAGAUACUGAGGCCACUUUAAAUGUGCUGAGAUGUGCUUUUAAAGAACUUGAAAUUCCACAGCCGGAAAAUUCUACUCAUGAUGUGGAAGUGAAAGAAGGAUACAAUUCAAUGACUCACAGUCAGAAGCUAUUGGUUCAAAAUACAGUAGAUGCUCUCAUUCAGAUUAUUGAUAAGGACAUUUCCCAAGCAGAUAGGAUUUCUACUAGUGAUGACAGGGGAUCAGUGGAAAAGUGGCCAUCAAAGACAGAAAUAGGUCAUUUAUUUGAGUUUAUUGCAUACUAUGUUGCAUGUGGAAAAGCUAACAUCUCAAAAAGUGUCCUGGGCCAGAUUUUGGAGUACUUGACAACAGAGAAUAAUUUUCCACCAAAUGAUUCUGUACAUAUCAUGACCUCCAAGGAAAGAGAGAAGCAGGUGCUUGCCCUUCUGGAGGAAGUGCCUGAGACUGACUGGGAUGCAUCUCAUGUGUUACACCUAUGUGAAAAGGCAGGAUUUUACCAGGUUUGUGGCCUGAUCCAUACCAUUAGAAACCAAUAUCUUGCUGCUUUGGAUAGCUACAUGAAAGAUGUAGAUGAACCAGUGCAAGCCUUCUCCUUUAUCAACAAAACAUUAUUAGAGCUGAGUGACGAUGAAUAUCCUGCUUUUCGAAAAGCAGUAAUUUCUCGAAUUCCAGAGCUGGUUGACUUGAACAGAGAAGGCGCUUUUUUCUUGGUUGUUGACCAUUUAAGUAAUGAAAGUUCACAUAUUUUGUCUGAACUUCGCUCUCAUCCAAGAAGUCUUUUCCUAUAUCUGAAAACAGCAAUUGAGGUUCACUUAUCUGGCACACUCAACUUUUAUAAUUUGGAAAAGGUUAAUAUAGAGAGCGUGAAGAAUAAAUCGAAAGGACUUGAAGCUUACUUGGAAAGAAUCUCUGAUUUCCCAAGGUUUCUGCGUAAUAAUCCUGUACAAGUGACCGAUGAUAUGAUUGAACUUUAUCUAGAGCUACUAUGUCAAUAUGAACGCAGUUCAGUUCUCAAAUUCCUAGAGACUUUUGAUAGCUAUCGUGUGGAACAUUGUUUACGACUUUGCCAGGAAUAUGGGAUUGUAGAUGCUGCCUCAUUCUUAUUGGAAAGGGUUGGUGAUGUUGGUAGUGCUCUUUUACUUACACUUUCCAGCCUCAAUGACAAGUUUAUCAAGCUUGAUACUGCUGUGGAAAGUAUAGUUCCCAAUGCGACCUCACGCAAUUUUGCUGCUACGAAGAGUUUUAGCGCUGUUAGUAAAUUGGAGGAGGCCAAUGAAAUAGGCAAUAUAUUGCAAGCGUGCAUUGGAUUAUGCCAACGGAAUACCCCUCGUUUGAAUCCUGAGGAGUCGGAGGCUCUAUGGUUCAGAUUACUAGACUCGUUUUGUGUGCCUUUGAUUGAUUCAUAUAGGGAUGGAACAGUAUCUGAAGAAGGAAAUCCUAAUGGAAUUUUAGCUGGAGCAUCGCACAUGGAAGAAGAUGAGGAAGAGCCCAUAAUUAAGUGGAGAAUUUCAAAAUCCCACAAAGGUGCUCAUUUAUUGAAAAAAUUAUUCUCUUUGUUCAUCAAGGAGAUUGUUGAAGGCAUGAUAGGAUAUGUUCGCCUUCCGACCAUCAUGUCCAAACUCCUCUCUGAUAAUGGUAGCUCGGAAUUUGGUGACUUUAAACUCACAAUACUGGGAAUGCUUGGAACAUAUGGUUUUGAAAGAAGAAUUCUGGAUACUGCAAAAUCCUUGAUAGAGGAUGACACAUUCUACACUAUGAGCUUACUAAAGAAGGGUGCCUCUCAUGGGUAUGCCCCCCGUGGUCAAAUCUGUUGUAUAUGUAAUUGCCCUUUUGCCAAGAACUCUUCUAACUCGGGCAUUCGAGUUUUCAAUUGUGGUCAUGCAACUCAUCUCGAAUGUGAAAUUCUGGAGAAUGGCACAUCAAGUAGUGGAUCCUCUUCAGGAUGUCCUGUUUGUAUGCCUAACAAGAAAUUGCAGAGGUCUAGGAAUAAAUCAAUACUUGCAGAGAAUGGUUUAGUAAAAAAAGUUCCAAUAAAAGCCCAAUCGGUACAUGGAACAACUGUUCACCUUCAUGAAAAUGAUGCAUUUGAAAAUGCCUAUGCGCACCAACAAAUAUCACGGUUUGAGAUCUUAAAUAGUUUGCAGAAAGAACCACGGUUAGUGCAGAUAGAAAACAUGCCUCAGUUGAGGCUUGCUCCACCAGCUGUUUAUCAUGAGAAGGUGAGGAGGGGAAGUGAUGUUUUAACAGGAGAAAGUAGCGGCGCUCUGGUGUCAAUAGAGAAACAAAGUAGAAACAAGCAACUCAGGGAGCUUAAAGUAAAAGGCUCAUCUCUUCGAUUUCCUUUGAAAUCCAAUAUAUUUGGCAAGGAGAAGAUCAGCAAGAGGUAGUGUAAUUUUCAUGUACAGAGUAUAGACUAACAAUGCUAUCGGUGCCGUCCAAUAGUUGAGGAUCUACUGUCCAUUUUGCUGAGUUUUGACCCUUUUUUUUUUUUUUUUGGUUUUACAUAAUUUGUAAUUACAUCCAUAGCUGCUGUAUAUUAUUAUUGGAAGUAGUACAGAUUUUGUAUAUGGAAAACAGAGAAAGGCUCUUUUUUGGUUAACUACGAAUAGAAAUCAUUCAUUCA
Molecule: messenger RNA, 6457 nt
Organism: Ziziphus jujuba (common jujube)
Lineage: Eukaryota; Viridiplantae; Streptophyta; Magnoliopsida; Rosales; Rhamnaceae
Exons: 19
Coding region: 228-6221 (1997 amino acids)
Biological process (GO): endosomal vesicle fusion; vesicle-mediated transport; protein targeting to vacuole
Cellular component (GO): late endosome; HOPS complex
Molecular function (GO): protein binding
Source: RefSeq, a predicted model, not a curated record